Purpureocillium takamizusanense is the source of this 2112-nucleotide messenger RNA. It is a transcript of the gene SST2, whose product is annotated as AMSH/STAMBP protein ubiquitin specific-protease. Gene Ontology annotation, biological process: intracellular signal transduction. Lineage: Eukaryota; Fungi; Ascomycota; Sordariomycetes; Hypocreales; Ophiocordycipitaceae. The coding region runs from base 1 to 2112 and encodes 703 amino acids. The record is from RefSeq and is a predicted model, not a curated record. The transcript has 3 exons.
AUGGCAGCUCUCUCGCAUCCUCUCACGACUGCCGCCGACAAACCGCCCCCAGAAGCACCCAGGGAGCCGCAGCUGUCCUUUCCCGCCGCGAACCACCACCACAAGCCUCACCACCAGCACCACCAGCACCGCCGUUCCUCGACGCCGCGCUCCUCCAUUUCAGAACGGCCGCCCAACGACCACCAUCUGCCCGCCGGCACUUCGCAGCGUCCCGCCCACUCCAGCACGCCGUCGAGCGGCUCUCUCUCCGGCAAGACGCAGCGUCCGUCGAGCCUGCUCAACCGAGCCGCCGCCGCCUUUGAUCGAACGCAAAUCGCCAUUGCCAACUUGUCGGAGCCCGUUAUCCGACCCCGCCAAUCCAACUCUGCGCUGGCCCGCCUCUCCCUCGCCUCCCCCGUCACCAAUUCGGAGCCCGCGAGCCCGGAAAGGAAUCCUAGCCUAAGGGCCGCGUCCACUCAGUCUUUGGCCUCGAGCGUCAAGGUCGACGCGAGGCAGUUGGCUCACGCUGCGUCGGCCAAAGACCCGCCGUCUCAGCCAUAUUCUGAGACAGACCCUGGUCACCCUGCCCCCAUCAAGCUGCCCGCGCCAGAUAACAAGAUGCAUCAAACGUCGUCGCGCUUGUUGCGCAUGACGGACGAUGACCGGCCUUUCACGAGGGAUUUCAAGGAUCUAUUUGCAACCCUGAUUGUCAGCCUCCUGCCGCUUUCGGCGCACCGGGUACGGUUAUCCAAAGUGGAAUACACCUUUCUGUCCGAAGAUGCCAUCAACAACCUCGGCUCCCUCAAGUUCUCCCAGUCCAAUCGCAUGCCCGAUCCCAAGGAUCCGUCGAGGAUAGUCACGACGACAACCACCACGACAUUUUCCAUGGCCAAGGACAUGGCACGGUCUAUUUGUCAGCGCUUCGUGGAGGCUCGCUUCAUCGAGUCCGCCGAUGGCAAGUACCAGCAAGUGUACAACAUGAAGGGUUCUGUGUGGCAGCUCACGCCGAAGGGAGUCACCGUGCUGGAUAGGUUCUGCGCGCGUAAUGGCAUCCAACAGAAGCAAGUCACGGAGCUGGCCGCCAUGAACUCAGCCCAGCUCGUCAUCCUGGAACGCGAUCAGCAGUCGGACAAGCUAUUGAACGACGUUGGCACCAUCGAGGUCAUUUUCCGGAGAUUUGUGGGCGCCGACGGUCGAAACAUCAAGUCAUCGGUGACAGCGGCUGACUCGGACUCGCUGCACGACUACAAGGACGGCCUGACUGGCGUCAAGAUGGCGGCCGAGCGCAAGAUCAAUGGCAAGGCGUACCGCGACACUUUCACCGGCAAGGCUACGGUGGAUUGGUUGAUGGACUGCUCCACCAUUGUCGAUCGCCGAGAGACCCUCGAGGUUGCGACCCUGUUCGUCGAGUAUGGCCUGAUUGAGGCUGUCGUACCUGACCGCACGUUUAUCGCUCAGAACACGGGCUUUAACCUGUUCCAGCCCACCAAGCACGCCAUCUACCAGCUCACCCAGCGAGGCAAGGAUCUGAUCAACGGCAACGGCUCACGGGGCCGGGCGUCGGAGAGCGAAGGUGGCACGGGCUCCCAGCGUAACGGCAUCACCCGUGACUCGAACACGCAGCGGCUGGAGAAGAUCCUCAACGAUGCAGCCCUCCGCCUCCUGUUCCGCGAGAACCUGCGCGAGACGCACUGCGAAGAGAACCUUUCCUUCUACAAGGACGUGGCCGAGUUUGUGCGCGGGUGCAAGGCCGCCAUCCGACAGGCUCAGAAGACGCCGACGGCCACGUCGAUGGACACCAUCAAGGAGAUUAUGGCUCAGGCCUAUGGCAUCUACAACGCGUUCCUGGCUCCGGGCUCGCCCUGCGAGCUCAAUAUCGACCAUCAGCUCCGUAACAGCCUGGCCACACGAAUGACCAAGGCAGUCGGGCAGGACAACACGAUGAUUGAGACGCUCCAGGAAGUGACGGCAUUGUUUGAGGAUGCCCAGAACGCCGUUUUUAAGCUCAUGGCCAGCGACUCGGUGCCGAAAUUUCUUCGCAACGCCAAGUAUGAGCAGCAAUUGCGGACCUUUGACUUGGAGUUGACCGGCCGCGCACCCGAGCGGAGCCAAAGCCGCUCCAACCGCAAAUAA